CCUUCUCAAAAGACUUUCAUCACCAAGGUUAAGCUUGGCAAGGCCAAGAAGCAAAACCGUCCUUUGCCUCACUGGUUCCGUCUUAAGACUGACACCAAGAUUCGUUGGAACGCCAAGAGACGUAACUGGCGUCACACCAAGUUGAACAUUUAA
Molecule: messenger RNA, 153 nt
Organism: Mucor mucedo
Lineage: Eukaryota; Fungi; Mucoromycota; Mucoromycetes; Mucorales; Mucoraceae
Product: 60S ribosomal protein L39
Exons: 2
Biological process (GO): translation
Cellular component (GO): ribosome; cytosolic large ribosomal subunit
Molecular function (GO): structural constituent of ribosome
Source: RefSeq, a predicted model, not a curated record